Messenger RNA from Terrapene triunguis (Three-toed box turtle), 8949 nucleotides. Its product is annotated as neurobeachin. Gene Ontology annotation, biological process: intracellular protein localization. The transcript is spliced from 57 exons. Gene Ontology annotation, molecular function: protein kinase binding. NCBI's taxonomy places the organism in Eukaryota, Metazoa, Chordata, Testudines, Emydidae. Gene Ontology annotation, cellular component: cytosol; membrane. Bases 1 to 8559 code for a protein of 2852 amino acids. The record is from RefSeq and is a predicted model, not a curated record.
AUGGCGAGUGAGAAGCCGGUGUCAGGGCCGGACCCGCAGCCCGCGGGGCUCAUCCCUGUCGGGGCCGGAGGAGGCGGCGGCAGCGCCGCGGUGAUGGGGGAGCUGCGAGCGUCGGGCUCCGGGUCCGUGGUGCUCCCCGCGGGGAUGAUUAACCCGUCGGUGCCGAUCCGCAACAUCCGCAUGAAAUUCGCCGUCCUCAUCGGACUCAUCCAGGUCGGGGAGGUCAGCAACCGGGACAUCGUGGAGACCGUGCUCAACCUGCUGGUUGGUGGAGAGUUUGAUCUAGAGAUGAACUUUAUAAUCCAGGAUGCAGAGAGCAUAACGUGUAUGUCAGAGCUUUUAGAACACUGUGAUGUAACAUGCCAAGCAGAAAUCUGGAGUAUGUUCACAGCCAUUCUACGAAAGAGUGUCCGUAAUUUACAGACCAGCACAGAAGUUGGCUUAAUUGAACAGGUACUGCUGAAGAUGAGUACGGUGGACGACAUGAUUGCAGAUCUUCUAGUUGAUAUGUUGGGGGUUCUUGCCAGCUACAGCAUCACUGUCAAGGAGUUGAAGCUUUUGUUCAGCAUGCUUCGAGGCGAAAAUGGAAUCUGGCCAAGACAUGCAGUUAAACUAUUGUCAGUCCUUAAUCAGAUGCCACAGAGACAUGGUCCUGAUACCUUUUUCAACUUCCCUGGCUGCAGUGCUGCAGCAAUUGCAUUACCUCCUAUUGCUAAGUGGCCUUACCAAAAUGGGUUUACUCUUAACACCUGGUUUCGUAUGGAUCCAUUAAACAAUAUUAAUGUAGAUAAGGAUAAGCCCUAUCUCUAUUGUUUUCGCACUAGCAAAGGAGUUGGGUACUCUGCUCAUUUCGUUGGCAACUGCUUAAUAGUUACGUCGUUGAAAUCAAAAGGAAAAGGUUUUCAGCAUUGUGUGAAGUAUGAUUUUCAGCCACGCAAGUGGUACAUGAUCAGCAUUGUGCACAUCUACAAUCGUUGGAGAAACAGUGAAAUUCGGUGUUACGUUAAUGGUCAACUGGUAUCCUAUGGUGAUAUGGCUUGGCAUGUUAACACGAACGAUAGCUAUGAUAAAUGUUUUCUUGGCUCUUCAGAGACAGCUGAUGCAAAUAGAGUGUUUUGUGGUCAACUUGGAGCAGUAUAUGUGUUCACUGAAGCACUCAAUCCAGCACAGAUAUUUGCAAUACAUCAGUUAGGACCUGGAUAUAAGAGUACUUUCAAAUUUAAAUCUGAGAGUGAUAUUCAUCUGGCUGAGCACCACAAACAAGUUCUAUAUGAUGGGAAACUUGCAAGUAGUAUUGCCUUUACUUACAAUGCUAAGGCUACUGAUGCUCAACUAUGCCUUGAAUCCUCGCCAAAGGAAAACCCUUCAAUUUUUGUACACUCUCCACAUGCUCUUAUGCUUCAGGAUGUGAAAGCUAUAGUAACCCACUCAAUUCACAGUGCAAUUCAUUCGAUUGGAGGGAUUCAAGUUCUUUUUCCUCUCUUUGCCCAGUUAGACAAUCGACAACUAAAUGACAGUCAAAUGGAAACAACUGUCUGUGCCACCCUUUUGGCUUUCCUGGUCGAACUUCUUAAGAGUUCAGUAGCCAUGCAAGAACAAAUGCUGGGUGGAAAAGGCUUUUUAGUCAUUGGCUACCUCCUUGAAAAGUCAUCUAGAGUUCAUAUAACCAGGGCAGUUUUGGAGCAAUUUUUGUCUUUUGCAAAAUAUCUGGAUGGAUUGUCACAUGGAGCACCUUUACUGAAGCAAUUGUGUGAUCACAUCCUUUUUAAUCCUGCUAUUUGGAUACAUACCCCUGCAAAGGUGCAGCUUUCACUGUAUACCUAUCUGUCUGCUGAAUUUAUUGGCACUGCUACUAUCUACACCACCAUACGCAGAGUAGGAACAGUAUUACAGCUAAUGCACACACUGAAAUACUACUACUGGGUAGUUAAUCCUGCUGAUAGCAGUGGCAUUACUCCUAAAGGACUAGAAGGUCCUCGGCCAUCACAGAAAGAAAUCAUAUCACUACGAGCAUUUAUGCUUCUGUUUUUGAAACAGCUUAUAUUGAAGCGCUUUUCUUACUAUUUUAUUGUUUACUUUCACAAGACUAUGAAUGAUUCCAUGGAAAUAGUCAUUUAUAAAUUACUGGCUUCCAAAAGUGAAAGUAUCUGGGUGCAGGCUCUGAAGGUACUGGGAUAUUUUCUCAAACACCUGGGUCACAAACGAAAGGUUGAAAUCAUGCAUACCCAUAGUCUUUUCACUCUUCUUGGAGAGAGGUUGAUGCUGCAUACAAAUACGGUGACCGUUACAACAUAUAACACACUUUAUGAGAUUUUGACAGAACAAGUAUGCACUCAAGUUGUUCAUAAACCACAUCCAGAGCCAGAUUCUACAGUGAAAAUUCAGAAUCCAAUGAUUCUUAAAGUGGUGGCAACAUUGUUAAAAAAUUCCACACCAAGUGCAGAGCUGAUGGAAGUUCGGCGUUUGUUUUUAUCUGAUAUGAUAAAACUUUUCAGUAAUAGUCGUGAAAACAGAAGAUGUUUACUUCAGUGUUCGGUGUGGCAGGACUGGAUGUUUUCUCUGGGAUAUAUUAACCCUAAGAACUCUGAAGAACAGAAAAUCACAGAGAUGGUGUACAACAUCUUCCGUAUUCUCUUGUAUCAUGCAAUAAAAUAUGAAUGGGGAGGCUGGAGGGUCUGGGUGGAUACUCUUUCUAUAGCACAUUCCAAGGUCACCUAUGAAGCUCACAAGGAGUAUCUAGCAAAAAUGUAUGAAGAAUAUCAAAGGCAAGAGGAAGAGAACAUAAAAAAGGGGAAAAAGGGGAAUGUGAGCACUAUCUCAGGCCUUUCAUCUCAGACAACAGGAGCAAAAGGUGGACUGGAAAUUCGAGAGAUAGAAGACCUUUCACAAAGCCAAAGCCCAGAAAGUGAAACAGAUUACCCUGUCAGCACAGAUACCAGGGACUUGCUCAUGGCUACAAAGGUGUCAGAUGAUGUGCUUGGAAGUUCAGAUAGACCAGGAGGGGGUGUACAUGUUGAGGUUCAUGAUCUGUUAGUUGAUAUAAAAGCUGAAAAGGUAGAAGCCACAGAAGUAAAGCUUGAUGAUAUGGAUUUAUCACCAGAGACUCUGGUAACUGGAGAGAAUGGUGCCCUCGUGGAAGUUGAAUCCCUUUUAGAUAACGUAUAUUGUGCUGCUGUUGAGAAACUCCAAAACAAUGUCCAUGGUAGUGUUGGUAUCAUUAAGAAAAGCGAAGAGAAGGAUAAUGGGCCUUUGAUAACACUGGCUGAUGAGAAAGAUGAACCUUCUACUAACAAUACCUCAUUUCUUUUUGAUAAAAUACCCAACCAAGAAGAGAAACUUCUCCCUGAACUUUCCAGUAAUCACAUUACUAUUCCAAAUGUACAAGAGACUCAAAUGCAUCUUGGUGUAAGUGAUGAUCUUGGAUUGCUUGCUCACAUGACUGGUAGUGUAGAUAUAACAUGUACUUCAAGUAUAAUAGAGGAUAAGGAGUUCAAGAUUCAUACCACUUCAGAUGGAAUGAGCAACCUUUCUGAAAGGGAGUUAGCUUCAUCAUCCAAAGGAUUAGAAUAUGCUGAGAUGACAGCUACAACCCUGGAGACAGAGUCUUCUGGUAGCAAAAGUCUACCUAAUGUUGAUGCAGGAAGUAUAAUAUCAGAUACAGAAAGAUCUGAUGAUGGUAAAGAAGCAGGGAAGGAGAUAAGGAAGAUCCAGACAACUACUACAACCCAAGCUGUGCAAGGUCGGUCUGUUACCCAGCAAGACAGAGACUUGCGAGUUGACUUGGGAUUUCGAGGAAUGCCAAUGACAGAAGAACAACGACGCCAGUUUAGUCCAGGUCCACGCACAACUAUGUUUCGUAUUCCAGAGUUUAAAUGGUCUCCAAUGCACCAGAGGCUGCUGACAGAUUUGCUGUUUGCAUUAGAAACAGAUGUACAUGUUUGGAGAAGUCAUUCUACAAAAUCUGUAAUGGACUUUGUCAAUAGCAAUGAAAACAUUAUUUUUGUACACAACACGAUCCACCUCAUUUCCCAGAUGGUAGACAAUAUUAUCAUUGCUUGUGGAGGGAUUUUACCAUUGUUAUCUGCAGCCACAUCUCCAACUGGUUCUAAGACUGAAUUGGAAAAUAUUGAAGUGACACAAGGAAUGUCAGCAGAGACAGCAGUGACUUUCCUGAGCCGUCUGAUGGCUAUGGUUGAUGUACUGGUAUUUGCCAGUUCUCUAAACUUCAGUGAGAUUGAAGCUGAAAAAAACAUGUCUUCUGGAGGCUUAAUGCGACAGUGCCUAAGGCUGGUUUGUUGUGUUGCUGUGAGAAACUGUUUAGAAUGUCGACAAAGACAGAGAGAUAGGGUGAACAAAUCUUCACUAAUCAGCAGUAAAACUCAGGAGACUCUUCAGGGUAUGACUGCAACAGCAAUGACCAAGACACCAUUGGAAAAUGUUCCUGGUAACCUUUCCCCAAUAAAGGAUCCUGAUAGACUUCUUCAGGAUGUUGACAUUAAUCGUCUGCGAGCAGUUGUUUUUCGUGAUGUGGAUGAUAGCAAACAGGCUCAAUUUUUGGCUUUGGCAGUAGUUUACUUUAUUUCUGUGCUGAUGGUCUCCAAGUACCGUGAUAUACUAGAACCUCAACGGGAGACUGCAAGAUGUGGGAGCCAGGCAGGUAGAAAUAUCAGACAGGAAAUAAAUUCACCAACAAGUACAGUUGUGGUCAUACCAUCUAUCCCUCACCCAAGUUUGAACCAUGGAUUCCUUGCCAAGUUAAUUCCUGAGCAGAGCUUUGCCCACUCAUUUUACAAAGAGACUCCUGCUGUAUUUCCAGAGAAUAUCAAGGAAAAAGAAACACCAACACCAGUUGAAGAUAUUCAGCUGGAAAGCUCCAUUCCUCAUACAGAUUCUGGUAUUGGAGAGGAGCAGAUGCCCAGCAUCUUAAAUGGGACAGACUUAGAGACAAGCACAGGCCCUGAUGCUAUGAGUGAAUUAUUGUCUACUUUGUCUUCUGAGGUAAAGAAAUCUCAGGAAAGCUUAACAGAAAGUCCCAGUGAAAUCUUGAAGCCUGCACCUUCAAUAUCCAGCAUCAGCCAAAGCAAAGGCAUGAAUGUCAAGGAGAUACUAAAAAGCCUUGUGGCAGCCCCUAUUGAAAUUGCAGAGUGUGGUCCUGAUCCUAUCCCUUACCCAGAUCCUGCGUUGAAGAGGGAAGCUCAGUCAAUUCUUCCCAUGCAGUUUCACUCCUUUGACAGGAGUGUUGUCGUACCUGUAAAGAAACCGCCUCCAGGUAGUCUAGCUGUUACCACAGUUGGAGCUGCCACUGCUGGAGGUGUUCUGCCACCGGGUACUACACCAAACAUAUUUGCUGCUACAGGAGCUACACCAAAAAGUAUGAUUAAUACAACAGGUGCAGUGGAUUCAGGAUCUUCCUCUUCCUCUUCAUCCUCUAGCUUUGUGAAUGGUGCUACCAGUAAAAACCUUCCAGCUGUACAAACUGUUGCUCCAAUGCCAGAGGAUUCAGCUGAAAACAUGAGCAUCACUGCAAAGCUUGAAAGAGCUUUAGAAAAAGUGGCCCCACUCCUGCGUGAAAUUUUUGUAGACUUCGCCCCUUUCUUGUCCCGUACGCUGUUGGGCAGUCAUGGACAAGAACUGCUGAUUGAAGGCCUUGUGUGUAUGAAGUCGAGUACUUCUGUGGUUGAACUUGUUAUGCUGCUUUGUUCACAGGAAUGGCAGAAUUCUAUUCAGAAGAAUGCAGGACUUGCGUUUAUUGAGCUCAUCAAUGAAGGAAGAUUAUUAUGUCAUGCAAUGAAAGACCACAUAGUGCGUGUUGCAAAUGAGGCGGAGUUUAUUUUGAACCGACAAAGAGCUGAAGAUGUACACAAACAUGCCGAAUUUGAGUCACAGUGUGCUCAAUAUGCUGCUGAUAGAAGAGAGGAAGAAAAGAUGUGUGACCAUCUUAUAAGUGCUGCUAAACAUCGCGAUCAUGUUACAGCCAAUCAGCUGAAACAGAAGAUACUGAAUAUCCUAACAAACAAACAUGGUGCGUGGGGAGCAGUCUCUCACAGGUCUUUCCUUGGUGUUGAUAUUCAGUGUAUCAAAGACAUAGAAUUGCAGUUGAAUAUUCUAGGAAUGAAAGAAAUGCAGAAAAAUCACAAGUUAGAUGUUGUUACAAUAGGUGGUGUAGGCCCGGUGGUUCUCAGCACGCCGGCACAGCUCAUCGCCCCUGUUGUAGUGGCCAAAGGUACCCUCUCCAUCACCACCACGGAAAUCUACUUCGAGGUGGAUGAGGAUGAUCCGGCCUUCAAGAAGAUUGACCCCAAAGUUCUUGCCUACACAGAAGGCCUUCAUGGAAAAUGGAUGUUCAGCGAGAUUCGAGCCGUUUUUUCAAGACGUUAUCUUCUCCAGAACACUGCUUUGGAAGUGUUUAUGGCAAAUAGAACCUCGGUUAUGUUUAAUUUUCCUGACCAAGCAACAGUAAAAAAAGUUGUGUACAGCUUACCUCGUGUUGGAGUGGGGACCAGCUAUGGUUUGCCACAAGCAAGGAGAAUAUCUCUGGCCACUCCCAGACAGCUUUAUAAGUCCUCCAACAUGACUCAGCGCUGGCAGCGACGGGAGAUUUCUAACUUUGAAUACUUGAUGUUCCUCAAUACUAUAGCAGGACGAACGUACAAUGAUCUAAACCAAUACCCUGUAUUUCCAUGGGUGUUAACGAACUACGAAUCAGAGGAAUUGGACCUGACCUUACCAGGCAACUUCAGGGAUCUUUCAAAGCCCAUUGGUGCUUUGAACCCAAAGAGAGCAGUUUUCUAUGCCGAGCGCUAUGAGACUUGGGAAGAUGAUCAGACUCCACCUUAUCACUACAACACCCAUUAUUCAACAUCUACUUCUACGCUGUCCUGGCUUGUUCGUAUUGAGCCCUUCACAACAUUCUUUCUUAAUGCAAAUGAUGCAAAAUUUGACCAUCCAGAUCGAACCUUCUCUUCAGUGGCAAGAUCUUGGAGAAACAGCCAAAGAGAUACCUCAGAUGUGAAGGAGUUAAUUCCAGAGUUUUACUACCUACCAGAGAUGUUUGUCAACAGUAACGGAUAUAAUCUAGGUGUCAGAGAGGAUGAAGUUGUUGUAAAUGAUGUUGAGCUUCCCCCUUGGGCAAAGAAGCCUGAAGACUUUGUCCGGAUCAACAGGAUGGCGCUGGAAAGUGAGUUUGUAUCAUGCCAGCUUCAUCAAUGGAUUGACCUUAUUUUUGGCUACAAGCAACGAGGACCAGAAGCAGUGCGUGCACUCAAUGUUUUCCACUAUCUAACAUAUGAAGGCUCUGUGAAUCUGGACAGUAUCACUGAUCCUGUCCUCAGGGAGGCCAUGGAGGCACAGAUACAGAACUUUGGACAGACGCCAUCUCAGUUGCUUAUUGAGCCACAUCCGCCUCGGAGCUCUGCCAUGCACCUGUGUUUCCUUCCACAGAGUCCACUCAUGUUUAAAGAUCAGAUGCAGCAGGAUGUUAUAAUGGUGCUGAAAUUUCCAUCAAAUUCUCCUGUCACACACGUGGCAGCCAACACGCUUCCCCACCUUACCAUUCCUGCAGUGGUAACUGUGACUUGCAGCAGACUUUUUGCAGUGAAUAGAUGGCACAACACAGUAGGCCUCAGGGGAGCCCCAGGAUAUUCUUUGGAUCAAGCCCAUCAUCUUCCCAUUGAAAUGGAUCCAUUGAUUGCCAAUAACUCUGGUGUGAACAAACGGCAGAUCACAGACCUUGUGGAUCAGAGCAUCCAGAUCAAUGCACAUUGUUUCGUGGUCACAGCAGAUAAUCGCUACAUUCUUAUCUGUGGGUUCUGGGACAAGAGCUUUCGGGUUUAUUCUACAGAAACAGGAAAAUUAACUCAGAUUGUUUUUGGCCACUGGGAUGUAGUUACUUGCCUUGCCAGAUCAGAAUCCUAUAUUGGUGGUGAUUGCUAUAUUGUCUCUGGAUCUCGUGAUGCUACCUUGCUUCUUUGGUACUGGAGUGGCCGACACCAUAUUAUAGGAGAUAAUCCAAAUAGCAGUGAUUAUCCUGCUCCUAGAGCUGUUCUAACUGGUCAUGACCAUGAAGUUGUCUGUGUAUCGGUCUGUGCAGAGCUGGGACUUGUUAUCAGUGGUGCUAAAGAAGGUCCUUGUCUGGUACACACAAUUACUGGAGAUUUGCUGAGAGCACUUGAAGGGACUGAAAACUGCUUGUACCCUCGCUUAAUUUCAGUAUCUAGUGAAGGCCACUGCAUCAUCUACUAUGAGCGAGGACGGUUCAGCAAUUUCAGCAUUAAUGGCAAACUCUUAGCUCAGAUGGAGAUCAGUGACUCAACCAGGGCCAUCCUCCUGAGCAGUGAUGGACAGAACCUCGUGACUGGGGGGGACAAUGGAGUAGUGGAAGUGUGGCAGGCUUGUGAUUUUAAACAGCUCUAUAUUUACCCUGGCUGUGAUGCUGGCAUUAGAGCAAUGGACUUGUCUCAUGAUCAGAGAACUCUGAUUACUGGCAUGGCUUCUGGUAGCAUUGUAGCUUUUAAUAUAGAUUUCAAUCGGUGGCAUUAUGAGCAUCAGAACAGAUACUGAAGCUGAAUGAAGAACUGAAAGCCAAGGUAAAGCUGAGAGCACAAGUGCUACAAUGAAAGGCGUAAUCUCUGGUGGAAAAACACGUCUGCAUUGACCUCCGUUGUACAUUCCAUUACACCCAGCAAUAGCUGUACAUUGUAGUCAGCAACCAUUUUAUUUUGUGUGUUUUUUCACAACUGAACACCAGCUGCUGAAAAGCAAGCUUGUAUCAUGUAAAUUAUAUGAAUUAGGAGAUGUUUUGGUAAUUAUUUCAUAUAUCUUUGUUUAUUGAGAAAAGGUAGUAGGAUGCGCCACAAGAGACUUUCGAAAAUUCUGAGGAACCUUGUGUCCAGUUGUUACGAUGUUUAGUCUGUGAAUCUAACAUGCAUCCCAUUUCCAGUCUCUUUUCAA